UCUCAGAGUUUAAGUCAGAUAAAAUGCGGAAGCCACUGGUGUCUCGAGUAAAAUGCUGUCUACAGAGUAUAAAUAUGGCUCCACCUAUGUGUUCACCUUAUUUUGAAGUCAUAAGUGCUCAGAUGCGUUUCCAGUUGUGAAUUACGUCUAGAUAGGAGCAGCAAGAGGAAGAUGAGUAAUUUUAGCCAGCAAAUACUGUGACUGAUGGGGUUUUCUUCACCGUAGGUGGUGAAAUGAUCUAUUGUAUCCUUUUAAACUUGAUCAGAUUCUGUAGGACUCAAAAAUUGGAAAAUGUGUCUCUGAAACCUUUUCUCCUCGGUCCUCUUUUCACCUUUCUCGAAUAGAUAACUUACGGGAACAUUGAGAACUAAGUAUGCCCAUAUUGAUGAUUUUACUGAUUGCCCUGACGAAACAAAAAUGAUUGAUGAUCUUCAUUCUGUAUGCUUUGCAACAUUUUACUGGGGGAGAUUUCAUUUCACAGAAAUUUUUUUCAGGUUAUGCUGUUGCUGAAGGAAGACCAGUAAGAGAAUCACGGCUGCCUUGCUGUGGUAUUGGAGUUGGAUGGUUUCUGUUUAUCCUUGGCUUCUUCCUUGGUGCCAUCCCUUGGUACAUUGGACUACUUCUUCUUGUCUGUGGAAGGAUAGACUACCGGGAAAAGCCUGGAUAUAUUGCUUAUACAAUUGCGGCAAUCCUGGCAACAAUUGCAAUUGUCCUUGGUGUCACGAGAGAAGCCGAUGAUUGUUAACAUCAUAGCAAAUGGCCUUAAUAGGUAUCUGAAAAUGGCAUGGUUCAUGCGAUCUAGCUGGUGACUACAUGAACAGAUGGGGCCAUCACGUUAUCAACUGUAAUUAAUCACAAAUUUUCCUUCUGUCAGGUGAGCAAGGAAAACAGCGUGAUUGUGUUGGUCCGAGAAAUCCAUGUUUUGGAAUUAUUCCUAGUUUUCAAGGAUCUUUUUGUGGAAUUAAGAACAAGGUUCUCC
This is a messenger RNA of Eucalyptus grandis, 979 nucleotides long. RefSeq names its product 60S ribosomal protein L18a-like protein. The record is from RefSeq and is a predicted model, not a curated record. Bases 425 to 745 code for a protein of 106 amino acids. The transcript is spliced from 3 exons. NCBI's taxonomy places the organism in Eukaryota, Viridiplantae, Streptophyta, Magnoliopsida, Myrtales, Myrtaceae.